Molecule: messenger RNA, 178 nt
Organism: Candidula unifasciata
Lineage: Eukaryota; Metazoa; Mollusca; Gastropoda; Stylommatophora; Geomitridae
Source: the annotation of a GenBank genome assembly
GAAGAGCUUACCCGAGGAAUUAUGGUUCGACUCCUAAAAGACGCUGGCGCAGACGUGAACAUGAAAGAUAAAAUCGGUAAAACCGCGCUAAUUCAUGCCUGUGAGCAGAGAUGCAACGAUGUCGUCAAGAUCCUCAUUCAACAUGCAAACAUUUCUCCUGAUGUUGAAGAUGUUGAUG